UUACAUCCAUUGCAUCCCUCUCUCUGCACUCCUGGUUGCCUCUUCUUUUUUUUAUAUUUCCCCCUCCUAACUGACCAUCUGCCUCCCUGCACAGACUCACAGGGGCUCCUCUCGAACUUUUCUACAAAGUUUGACUUUAUUUGUUGACUUUUUAUUUUUAUUUUCUCUCUCUCUCUCUCUGUCUGUCUGCGUCUGUCUGUGCGCUCGUCUGUGUGCGCACCGCUCAUCCAUUUGCGCACCCGUCCACUGCGUCCUGACAAAUUUUCAGAGAACCGGGAGCACGUGACAGUCCCCGAACCUCGACUUAUUUAUUUAUUUAUUUAUUUUCGUUUAUUUCUUUGUUUUUGAUUUUUUGCCUCUGGAACAGAACCAAUAUGAAAUUGCUGGUCGACUCCUCCUCUUCGCUGCUCUUCUCGCUGCUAUUGGCACAACUGCCCGUGUUCACUUCUGCCUCACCUGUACCUCACCGGCGCUCCAGCGACCUGGACAAACUGUCCAAUCAGACCAGAAACCUCAUGAAGCUCACCCAAGAGCUGCUGAAGGAGCACGCGUUCGACUCGGAUGUGGAGUCGCACAGGUUCAGAUCUCUGCCCGAAAUGAGCAACAGAUCAGCCAAUGACCUCAGCAAUCUUGAGCUGAAGCCCACACUGUCCCAGCUCCACGCUGACCUGAAGCUCUACGAGCACCACUUCGAGUGGCUCAACAGGGUUUCAAAGAAGCACCAACACCCGGCGGUGCCCAAGCUGGGGGAGAUGAUCAAGGAAAUGAGAUCUCUGAUCAAUCUGCUGCACCGUCAGAUGCAGAGAAUCGAAGCACCAAGGCUGACAAACCCGACACCCUCCCUCCCUCCCCACCUCCCUUAUCACUUUGAUGUCCUGCAGUCCAGCCACGAGCUCCUCCAACACUUUAAGCUCUUCUGCGACUGGGCAUAUAGAGCGUUUCUCAGCCUCAAGCCCAAAGCUGCAGCGGUGCAGUGAUGAUCCACGCAGCAGACGGCUGCAGAGCCAACACAUUCAUCCUCAACCAAACUGAAAACAGGACCAUGUCUGUGUGUGAAAGAGGCCCAGGUGUGAACAUCAGUGCCAUGUGUGUUUGCGUGCGUGUGUGUAUGUGUGUGUGUGUGUGUGUGUGUAUUGAAGAGCCAUAAUCGAUGAGGAUUUAGCCACACUGCAGCACGACCAUCAAGAUUCCCGUUAAAACAAACUGUCACACCACAGUGAUCAUGUCAAGAUUCUCCUGCUUCCCUCCUUAAGGCCUUUCUUUGCAACUAUUGUUAUUUAUGUAUUUAUUUAUUUAUUGAUGGUUAAUAAUUUAUUUAUUUUCUAUUUAUUUGAAGUGCUAAUGUGUCUAUCUCCUUACUAACGUGAAUUUAUUUACUAAUAUUUUAUAAUCUCUCUUUCUUUUAACAGUUUCUUUUCAUCUGUUUCUCAAACAAAAAAAAAUUAACAAAACAAAACAAAAAAAACAAAAAAACAAUAGCACUUUUUUCAACCUACAGCUCUUACUUUUGUUUUGUUUUUUAAACGUUAUAAAUUUUCAUUUGAUUUGUGUAUUUCUUCAGCCAACCCUAUUUCCAGUAGAUGUAGCAUUCGGGAAACCUCUCCCUUACAGUGGCAUUAAAGUAAACAUUUAUGCAGACGAUAGUGUUGUCGCUAAAUAAUGGUAAAUCUACUGCCUAAUAACGU
Messenger RNA from Fundulus heteroclitus (mummichog), 1685 nucleotides. RefSeq names its product interleukin 11a (gene il11a). Gene Ontology annotation, cellular component: cytoplasm. Lineage: Eukaryota; Metazoa; Chordata; Actinopteri; Cyprinodontiformes; Fundulidae. The record is from RefSeq and is a predicted model, not a curated record. Gene Ontology annotation, molecular function: growth factor activity; cytokine activity. The coding region runs from base 375 to 977 and encodes 200 amino acids. Gene Ontology annotation, biological process: positive regulation of MAPK cascade; positive regulation of cell population proliferation. The transcript has 5 exons.